Messenger RNA from Baudoinia panamericana UAMH 10762, 7417 nucleotides. RefSeq lists its product as uncharacterized. Gene Ontology annotation, molecular function: metal ion binding; acetyl-CoA carboxylase activity; ATP binding. Lineage: Eukaryota; Fungi; Ascomycota; Dothideomycetes; Mycosphaerellales; Teratosphaeriaceae. The coding region runs from base 497 to 7342 and encodes 2281 amino acids. Gene Ontology annotation, biological process: fatty acid biosynthetic process. The record is from RefSeq and is a predicted model, not a curated record. The transcript has 4 exons.
GGCUGGCGGACCUUCGUGCGGCUAAGGAUAGACUAAUACCGAACCGGCAGUCAAGCUGUUGGGAUUCUCGUCCGUGCAUCACACAGUGCGUCGGGCGAGCUUAGGAGGAAUUUCUGUGUAUAUACCGCCGCAGUGAUCCCCUCAGCGCCAGCUGAUCUGACCGUUCUCGCGCCUUCUUCGCUUCCCUCCUUCUCAACAUAGACCAGCGCUGCGAUUGGCACUUCUCUUCUGCUGCCACGCAACACCAUCCAUUACAACCCUCCCUUAAUAGAAUCAACGCGGAGGACUUGAGAGAUCGGACAGCUACCGCCCCACAAAGCUGUCCCCCUGACGAUUGUCUUUUCUGGGAACCCCUCAAGCUGAACUCAGGCUGACACCGCCGCUCCUUUUCUGAGGUCAGAGCCGCAGCUGCAUGACCCUUACAUCGCGCUUCCUUCUGUGCUCUGCAAACUAUCAUUAAACCAGCGCUCUGAGACUUCUACAAACCACUGCGAACAUGGCCGACGCAGUGGGCGGAGCGCCCAAGGUCAAUGGCGUGAAGACGAACGGGGCCAAUGGCUACCCCAGCAGUUACUCGGCCAAGUACCAAUUGGCGUCUCACUUCAUCGGUGGCAAUGAGCUUUCCAAGGCUGCCCCGAGCAAAGUGAAGGACUUCGUGGCCGCUCAUGACGGCCACACUGUAAUUUCAAGUGUCUUGAUUGCGAACAACGGUAUCGCCGCAGUCAAGGAGAUUCGAUCGGUUCGGAAAUGGGCAUACGAGACCUUUGGCGACGAGCGGGCCAUCCAGUUCACUGUGAUGGCCACGCCAGAGGAUUUGGCGGCAAACGCCGACUAUAUCCGUAUGGCUGACCAGUAUGUCGAGGUGCCCGGUGGCACCAACAACAACAACUACGCCAACGUGGAGCUCAUCGUGGACGUGGCCGAGCGGAUGAACGUCCACGCUGUGUGGGCAGGAUGGGGUCACGCAUCCGAAAACCCGAAACUCCCAGAAUCUUUGGCAGCGUCGCCGAAGAGGAUCAUCUUCAUUGGCCCGCCUGGCUCAGCCAUGCGAUCGCUUGGUGACAAGAUUUCUUCUACGAUUGUCGCACAGCACGCCGGUGUGCCUUGCAUUCCGUGGUCCGGUACCGGCGUUGAUGAGGUCGCUGUUGACGACAAGGGUAUCGUCACUGUCGAGGACGAUGUCUACGACAAGGGCUGCGUCCACUCCGUCCAGGAAGGUCUGGAGGCUGCUCGCAAAAUCGGCUUCCCCGUCAUGGUCAAGGCCUCCGAAGGUGGUGGUGGCAAGGGUAUCCGCAAGGUGGAUAACGAGGACAACUUCGAGCAGCUGUACAAGGCUGCGGCAAGCGAGAUCCCGGGUUCGCCAAUCUUUAUCAUGAAGCUCGCUGGCCAAGCACGGCAUUUGGAAGUCCAGCUGCUGGCUGACCAGUACGGCAACAACAUCUCCAUCUUUGGCCGUGAUUGUUCCGUCCAGCGAAGACAUCAAAAGAUCAUUGAAGAGGCACCGGUCACGAUUGCCAGCCAGAAGACCUUCCAGUCUAUGGCUGACGCUGCUGUCUCGCUCGGACGAUUGGUCGGUUACGUGUCCGCCGGUACCGUCGAAUACCUAUACUCGCACUCCGACGACAAGUUCUACUUCCUCGAGCUGAACCCGCGUCUCCAGGUCGAGCAUCCCACUACGGAGAUGGUGUCAGGCGUCAACAUUCCGGCUGCUCAGCUGAUGGUUGCUAUGGGUAUCCCUCUCCACCGCAUCCGUGACAUUCGGUUGCUCUACGGUGCGGACCCGCACACUGCCAGCGAGAUCGACUUCAACUUCUCCAAGGAAGACACUUCUCUCAAGCAGCGCCGGCCGCAACCGAAGGGUCACUGCACAGCCUGCCGUAUCACCUCCGAAGAUCCUGGUGAAGGCUUCAAGCCCUCCUCUGGUACCAUGCACGAGUUGAACUUCAGGUCAUCCAGCAAUGUCUGGGGUUACUUCUCCGUCGGUGCCGCCUCCUCGAUCCACAACUUCUCCGACUCGCAGUUCGGCCACAUCUUUGCGUAUGGCGAGAACAGACAAGCGUCGCGGAAGCACAUGGUCGUCGCGCUGAAAGAGCUGAGCAUUCGUGGUGACUUCAGGACAACCGUGGAGUACCUCAUCAAGCUGUUGGAGACACCGGCUUUCGAGGACAACACCAUCACGACCGGCUGGCUUGAUGAGCUGAUCAGCAAGAAGUUGACGGCUGAGCGACCAGACCCCAUGGUCGCUGUCAUCUGUGGUGCCCUCACCAAGGCCCACAUGGCCAGCGAGCAGUGCAUCACCGAGUACCGCGUUGGCCUUGAGAAGGGUCAAACGCCAAGCAAGGAUAUCUUGAAGACUGUCUUCCCCAUCGAGUUCAUCUACGAAGGCCAGAAGUACAAGUUCACCGCCACGCGCUCCAGCUCCGACAGCUACACCCUCUUCAUCAACGGCAGCAAGGCUCUUGUUGGCAUCCGGCCGCUCACAGACGGCGGUCUGCUGAUCCUUCUUGGUGGACGCUCGCACAGCGUCUAUUGGAAGGAGGAGGUUGGUGCCAUCCGCAUGUCCGUGGAUGGCAAGACGUGCCUGCUUGAGCAAGAGAACGACCCGACUCAGCUCCGCACGCCGUCUCCAGGUAAGCUUGUCAAGUACACUGUCGAGAACGGUGAGCACGUGAAGAAGGGUCAGGCCUUCGCCGAAGUUGAGGUCAUGAAGAUGUACAUGCCUCUCCUCGCGCAAGAAGAUGGUCUGGUCAACCUCAUCAAGCAGCCGGGUGCGACUCUCGAGGCCGGUGACACCAUCGGUAUACUCGCACUUGACGACCCGUCGAAGGUCAAGUCUGCGCAGCCCUUCCUUGGCCAGCUUCCAGAGUUUGGCCACCCGACCGUGCUCGGUAACAAGCCGCCACAGCGAUUCGCCUACCUCUUCAGCGUUCUCCAGCACAUCCUCCAGGGUUAUGACAACCAAGUCAUCAUGGCCUCGACGCUCAAGGAUCUCAUCGCAGUCCUGCGCGACCCCGAGCUCCCCUACGGAGAGUGGAACGCCCAGGCGUCUGCGCUGCAUUCUCGUAUGCCGCAGAAGCUUGACACUCUUUUCGAAGAGACCAUCAAGCGCGCCCACGGCCGCCAGGCCGAGUUCCCGGCGAAGCAGCUGCAAAGAGCGUUUGACAAGUUCUUGCAGGAGAAUGUUUCGCGCGGUGACGCUGACCUACUCCGCACGACCUUGGCUCCUCUCAUGCAGAUCAUGACCAAAUACAACGAUGGCUUGAAGGCGCACGAGUUCGGAGUUAUGAACAUGCUCUUCGAGCAGUACGUGGCCGUGGAGAGCAUCUUCUCCGCCCGCCAGAGCCGUGACGAAGAGGUCAUCUUGGCGCUGCGCGAUGCGAAUAAGGACAAGGUCAUCAACGUCGUUCAGACUGUCCUCUCGCACACCCGCGCUAACGCGAAGAACAACCUCAUUGUUGCCAUCCUUCAAGCAUACAGGCCCAACCAGCCAGGCGUCGGCGAUGUUGCCAAGUACUUCCGCCCGGCGCUGCAGAAGCUGGCCGAGCUCGAAGGUCGAGCAACCGCCAAGGUUGCGCUCAAGGCUCGUGAGCUGUCUAUUCAGUGCGCGAUGCCGUCGCUUGAGGAGCGUACCACCCAGAUGGAGCACAUUCUCCGCUCCGCUGUAAUCGAGUCCAAGUACGGCGAGAGCGGCUGGGACCACAGGGAGCCCAACUUCAACGUCAUCAAGGAGGUCGUGGAUUCGCAGUACACCGUCUUCGACGUGCUGCCGCACUUCUUCGUUCACCAGGAUCCGUGGGUGUCGCUUGCAGCGAUGGAGGUCUACAUUCGCCGCGCCUACCGUGCGUACCAGCUGAAGACGAUCGACUACGUGGUCGACGAUGAUACGCCAUACGUGCUGGCUUGGGACUUCGCUCUUAGGAAGGUCGGCGAGUCCGCCUUCGGUCUGCCCAUCGAGUCGUCGCAUCCAUCGACACCAGGCACUCCUGGCGAAGGCAUGCAGCGUGUUCACUCCAUCAGUGACAUGAGCUACCUCAGUCGUCAAACCGGCGCUGGGGAACCAACACGAAAGGGCGCAAUCGUUCCGGUCAGCUUCAUUGACGAGGCCGAUGAGGUCCUCAUGAAGGCCCUCGAGACCUUCCCCGACUCUGGCGGGAAAGCCGACAGGAAGGAAGCCCCUGGAGCCUCACUCAUGGCGGACCUCUCCCGGAGACGCGCUCCAGGUAUUGCCAUUGAGCGACCACAGCAUGAUGAUGAGCUUACGAACGUGUGCAACGUUGCCGUCCGGGACACUGAAGGCAUGGAUGACAAGGAGGUCCUCCAAAGGCUGAACUCCAUCGUCGAAGACUACAAGACUGAAUUGCUUGCUCGCCGUGUGCGACGUCUGACAUUCAUCUGUGGUCACCGUGAUGGCACCUACCCAGGCUACUUCACAUUCCGCGGCCCGACCUAUGAGGAAGACCUCAACCUUCGCCACAGCGAACCCGCUCUCGCUUUCCAGCUUGAGCUUGGACGUCUCAGCAACUUCAACAUCAAGCCAGUCUUCACUGAGAACCGCAACAUCCACAUGUACGAGGCCGUCGGCAAGAACGCCGAGAACGACAAGCGCUACUUUGCCCGCGCUGUUGUCAGGCCUGGCCGCCUCCGGGAGGACAUCCCGACCGCUGAGUACAUGAUGAGCGAGGCUGAUAGGCUCAUGACCGACAUCCUGGAUGCCAUGGAGAUUGUUGGCAACAACAACUCCGACAUGAACCACAUCUUCAUCAACUUCGUCGCCGUCUUCCCGCUGCAGCCUAGCGAGAUCGAGCAGGCGCUUGCCGGCUUCCUUGACCGCUUCGGUCGCCGUGCCUGGAGACUCCGUGUCACCGGCGCUGAGAUCCGCAUCAUCUGCACGGACUCGAACGGCCAGCCGUACCCGCUCAGAGUGGUCAUCACCAACACCUCCGGAUACAUCAUCCAAGUUGAGCUGUAUGAGGAGCGGAAGUCCGAGAAGGGCAAUGACUGGUUCUUCCACAGCAUUGGCGGCACGACCAAGAUUGGCUCGAUGCAUCUUCGCCCAGUGUCUGCGCCAUACGAGACCAAGGGUGCCCUUCAGCCCAAGCGCUACAAGGCCCACAUCAUGGGUACGCAGUACGUCUACGACUUCCCAGAGUUGUUCCGCCAGGCCAUCGAGAUCAGCUGGAGGACCACCGUCGCACAGCACCCUGGCCUGCAGGACAAGCAGCCAGUGCAGGGUGAGUGCAUUGAGUACAGCGAGCUCGUGAUUGAUGACUCCGACAACCUUGCCGAAGUCAACCGCGAGCCCGGCACCAAUACCAUUGGUAUGAUCGGCUGGAUUGUGACGGCGAAGACUCCCGAGUACCCGCGUGGCCGCAAGUUCAUCAUUGUUGCCAACGACAUCACCUUCAAGAUCGGCUCGUUCGGUCCCCAGGAAGACCGCUUCUUCCAUAAGUGCUCCGAGCUUGCCCGCAAGAUGGGUAUCCCGCGUAUCUACUUGUCUGCCAACUCCGGUGCUCGCAUUGGCAUGGCUGAGGAGCUGAUCCCCCACUUCUCCGUGGCAUGGAAGGAUCCCUCGCGCCCAGAAGCUGGCUUUGACUACCUCUAUCUUACUCCCGAGAAGAAGGCGCGCUUCGAGGAUGGCUCGCUCAAGCACGUCAUCACCAAGGAGGUCAAGGUCAACGGCGAGACCCGCCACAUGAUCACAACCAUUGUCGGUGCUGAGGAGGGUCUUGGUGUGGAGUGUUUGAAGGGCUCUGGUCUCAUCGCCGGUGAGACAUCGCGUGCUUACGAGGAUAUUUUCACUAUCACGCUUGUCACCUGCCGUUCCGUCGGUAUCGGUGCCUACCUCGUUCGCCUCGGCCAGCGUGCCAUCCAGAUCGAGGGCCAGCCCAUCAUUCUCACUGGUGCUCCGGCCAUCAACAAGCUACUCGGUCGCGAAGUUUACACCAGCAACCUGCAACUUGGUGGCACGCAGAUCAUGUACAAGAACGGUGUUUCGCACAUGACUGCCAACGACGACUUCGAGGGUGUUUCCAAGAUCGUGCGAUGGAUGUCGUUCGUACCGGACAAGAAGGGCAACCCGGUCCCCAUCUCGCCAUCUGUGGACACCUGGGAUCGCGACGUCACUUUUAUGCCGGUGCAGAAGGUGCCAUACGAUGUUCGCCACCUCAUUGCUGGUCAGGAAACCGACAGCGGCUUCUUGUCUGGUCUCUUUGACAAGAACUCGUUCGAGGAGGCGCUCGGCGGCUGGGCUCGCACCGUUGUCGUCGGUCGUGCCCGCCUUGGCGGCAUUCCCGUGGGUGUGAUCGGUGUCGAGACUCGCUCUGUCGAGAACGUCUCGCCUGCCGACCCUGCCAACCCCGACUCAAUCGAGCAGGUUACCAACGAGGCUGGUGGUGUCUGGUACCCCAACAGUGCCUUCAAGACCGCUCAGGCCAUCCGUGACUUCAACAACGGUGAGCAGCUUCCGCUCAUGAUCCUCGCCAACUGGCGUGGUUUCUCUGGCGGUCAACGUGACAUGUACAACGAGGUUUUGAAGUACGGUUCGUACAUUGUUGAUGCGCUCGUCAAGUACGAGCAACCCAUCUUCGUGUACAUCCCGCCGUUUGGUGAGCUGCGUGGUGGUUCAUGGGUCGUCGUCGACCCCACUAUCAACCCGCAAAUGAUGGAGAUGUACGCUGACGAGGACGCUCGUGGUGGUGUUCUCGAGCCGGAGGGUAUCGUUGGCAUCAAGUACCGCAAGGAACGUCAACUCGAGACCAUGGCUCGCCUGGAUCAAACGUACGGUGAACUCAAGCGCCGCUCGUUGGAGAAGGGCAUCAGCGCCGAGGAAGCCACUGAGAUCAAGAACAAGAUGACGGAGCGCGAGCACUUGCUCCUGCCGGUCUAUCUGCAGAUUUCUCUGCAAUACGCUGACCUCCAUGACCGAGCUGGCCGCAUGAAGGCGAAGGACACCAUCCGCAUGCCUCUGCAGUGGAUCAACGCCCGCCGCUUCUUCUACUGGCGUCUUCGCCGCCGCUUGAACGAGGAGUACGUCCUCAAGCGCAUGGCGGCUUCGCAGUCCAAGGAGCUGCAGAGCCGGGCUGGCAGCCUCAAGACGCUUGAGGCAUGGUCAAGCCUGCCGCACUUCGGCACCGAUGACAUGAACGUGGCGAUGUGGUACGAGGAGAACAGGAAGACCAUCCACGAUAAGAUUGAAAACAUGAAAACAGAUGCUGUGGCUUACGAUGUCGCUUCGCUUAUGCGCAGCAACAAGUCGGGCGGUCUGAAGGGUGUGGCGCAGGUGCUGAGCAUGCUCCCGGUCGCGGAGAAGGAAGAGGUGCUCAAGUGGUUGUCGAAGGCAUAGAAAGACAAUAUAAGGGGUGGACGCAUUGCUGGUUGAAACAGUACGGAGUGUAAUUGGCAUGUACAUUGCGGAGGC